Sarcophilus harrisii (Tasmanian devil) is the source of this 2817-nucleotide messenger RNA. RefSeq names its product glycogenin 2 (gene GYG2). The transcript has 11 exons. The coding region runs from base 622 to 1983 and encodes 453 amino acids. Gene Ontology annotation, cellular component: cytoplasm. The record is from RefSeq and is a predicted model, not a curated record. Lineage: Eukaryota; Metazoa; Chordata; Mammalia; Dasyuromorphia; Dasyuridae. Gene Ontology annotation, molecular function: glycosyltransferase activity.
AUUUAGAGGACGGGAAAGGGGAGCGCUCCUCUCCUUCCCUUCAUCUUCCUCUAAUUAAUAACGAGAUGUACCUCUGUGUCCCUAAAGAUCCUGGGGUUAGGGGCGAUCGGUGGGACAGAGAGGACUGAAGGGGUUCUGGAGCUACAGUGCUUGCUUGGACUAGGGUGGGGGGCGGCUGCACAGAGGCAGGGGCGGAGCCGGCUUUCCAGCUAGCGACCAAUCCCGGCGGGCAGAAGGCUCCAGGGACUCUCGGCUCUCCAGACCUGGACUACAGAGGCUGCCCAAGUUCUGUAGGGAAGAGGUAGCCCCCGAUUCAGCUGGGGGGAAAGGGAGGAAGUCGAGCGGGGUGCAGGGUUACUCCGGGCCGGAGCGGGUUUGAGCGUAUCCCUAUUCAGCACCCACUAGGCAAGAGACCUGUAAAAUCAGACAAGGUUUUCCAUGCUUUUCUCCAUUCCCCAUCCCCCACACCCUCUUCCUCUGGAGAAAUCUCAUCUGUUCAUCUUGGGCCCCUUCUGGGAGCUAUUGAGGCUCUGUAGUUGCUGCUUUUUCACUGUGGGCUGGAGUGCAGACAUUCACAUAUACACGCCCCCUGUUCUCAUCCCCUUAUCCUGUUGGCUUUAGAUGAUGUCUGUUACAGAUCAGGCAUUUGUGACACUUGCUACCAAUGAUGUUUACUGCCAGGGAGCUCUUGUUCUUGGACAAUCCUUGAAAAAUCACAGGUUAACAAGAAAAUUGGUGAUACUAAUUACAUCUCAGGUGUCCAGGAUAUUGAGGGAUGUUCUCUACAAAGUUUUUGAUGAAGUAAUUGAAGUGGAUUUGGAAGAUAGUGCCGACUAUGUCCACUUGGCUUUGCUGAAGAGACCAGAACUUGGUGUAACAUUCACUAAACUUCACUGUUGGACUCUUACACAUUAUAGUAAAUGUGUCUUUAUGGAUGCUGAUACAUUGGUGCUGUGUAAUAUUGAUGAGCUUUUUGACCGUGAAGAGCUCUCUGCAGCCCCGGACUCUGGAUGGCCAGAUUGUUUUAACAGUGGAGUAUUUGUUUUCCAACCGUCUCUAGAAACCCAUAACCUCCUGAUGCAGCAUGCAGUGGAAUGUGGAAGUUUUGAUGGGGCUGACCAAGGAUUACUGAAUAGUUUCUUCAGUAACUGGGCAACUUCAGAUAUUCACAAACAUUUGCCAUUUCUCUAUAACUUGAGCAGUAGCACCAUCUAUACAUAUAGUCCUGCUUUCAACAAAUUUGGCUCGGAUGUAAAAGUGGUCCAUUUUUUGGGGCCAUCAAAGCCUUGGCAUUACAAAUAUAAUCGUCAGACUGGCUCAGUGAUUUCGGAGAGUUUAACUUCAGAUUCUCAGCAUCAUGUCUCCUUUCUUGAUCUCUGGUGGAAAAUAUACGAUGAGAGCAUUGUGCCUUUUUUCGAUAAAGUCCAGCAUGUAGCAGAGCAUGAAUCUCAAGAACAAACAAUUUCUCUUUGUGGUGCUGCUAAAUCAUGGAAAAGUCCAAAUUCAAGCCAAGAGCAUAAACAAUAUUUACCUGUUCAGGAGUUUUCAGAACAGACACUGGAAAUAACUCUUCCUAUUCUGAUACCUGAAGUGACUGAGAAAGAUCAGCCAGUCCAGAAAGAUGAACAUAAUUCUCCUGAGUGUUUCCUGGAACCAAAUAAUGAGCCACUUGUAGAGUUCACCAGUGAACCUGUUCCUCUACACAGUUUGGAGCAGCCAGUCCAUAAAGAGGAACCCAAUUCUCCUGAAUGUUUCCUGGAACAAAACAAUGAACCAUCUGCACAGUUUACCAGUGACCCUGUUUCUCUACACAAUUUGGAGGUUGAAUUGGCCUUUUCUGUAACAGAGCUUUCCAUUCAACAGAAAGUAAAGGAACCCAGUGCUGAAGAAGAAAGAAGGAAAUGGGAAGAAGGCCGUGUGGACUACAUGGGAAAAGAUGCAUUUGCACGUAUUCAGGAAAAAUUGGAUAGAUUUUUACAGUAAUUUUGUCAGCUGUGUCUGUAUUCUCGUGAAAAUGUUGCCAUUAUGCUCAUGCUUCUGUGAAAUGACAAAAACUCUCUUUUAGCUCUUAGUAAUAGCAAAGGCCUUUUAAAUAAUGUGCCUCUAUUUAUUUUCAGCCAACUUGAGUGCCUCAAUAUAAGUAGCGCAGAAUCAAGUCUAGCUUGAAAUGCCUAGCUGACCCAAGAUAAAUAACUUCUAGUAUUCCCUAUUAGCUCUGUACCUUACUUAAUCUUGCCAGCAAAAUGAUUUGGAAUAAAUAUAGACUUUUUGAUAAAUGUAUGCAUUAUAGUGGGAAGAAUACCUAAAAUGUAGACUAAUUCAGGUGCAAAAAUAUUGCUGCUUAGUGUAGUUAAAAAUUACAGAUCAGCCUUGCAAUUUUCUUUUCUUUAAAAAUGCUGUUGAUGUUCUGGGAAAGAUUGAUGAUAAAUGCAUAUCUAUUCCUAUGUGAGUUGAGUUAAAAGAUGCAGUUGAUGUGCUGGGAAAGAUUGAUGAUAAAUGUAUAUCUAUUCCUGUGUAAUUUGAGUUAAAUUUCAGUAACUCACCUUUUUAAAUUCACUUUCAGUUUUAAGAUCUCAUGGAGUUUUUUUUGAUGUCUCUGCCAGAAACACUGAUUUUGAACAUAAUACAUAGAUGUUCACCUGAUUGAUAAAAUAAUUUCUUUAGUUUUAUGUAAAGGAUUUGACCAUAAGGUUUCCAAAGAAUUCAUAGUUUAUUUUAGUUUUUCAUAGAUCAACUCAUUGCAGCAAUACUUAAAAUAUUUUUUUGCUUGAAAAAAAAGAAAAUUUGUAGUCUCUGUUAAAUUCUUUCUUCCCUCCU